AUGGCAAAAAUCGCCAUAAUCGGCCUCGGCUCCGUCGGUGCCUCCACAGCCCUAUCCCUAAUCCACCAACGCGUGCAGGCGACGCUCCUCCUCGUAGACACCAACUCCACCCUGCGCGACGCCCAGGCCAUCACGCAGGUCCGCGCCUCUACGCACCGCGAGGCCAGUCAAGCUGAUGUGGUGGUUAUUACUGCAGGGGCGAAAUAUACCCCUGGCGAAACCAGUAUCCAACACCUCUACCAAAAAAUCUCCAUCCUGAAAAGCAUCCUCACCGAAACAAACCCCUUCAAUCCCAACACCAUCCUCAUAAUAGUUGCCAACCCGGUAGAUCUCCUAACCACCCUGGCGCAGGACAUAUCCGGGUUAUCUCGCCCCAAGGUCUUCGGUAUCGGGACGUGUUUGGAAUCAGCUCGCUUGAGGGACGAAGUAUCCCGAUUAUCUGGUCGACGGGUAGAUGGCUAUGUGGUUGGGGUUAAAGGUGAAUAUUGGUGCGAGGAGGCGGAUUGA
Molecule: messenger RNA, 507 nt
Organism: Aspergillus sclerotioniger CBS 115572
Lineage: Eukaryota; Fungi; Ascomycota; Eurotiomycetes; Eurotiales; Aspergillaceae
Product: NAD(P)-binding protein
Exons: 4
Coding region: 1-507 (168 amino acids)
Biological process (GO): carboxylic acid metabolic process
Molecular function (GO): oxidoreductase activity, acting on the CH-OH group of donors, NAD or NADP as acceptor
Source: RefSeq, a predicted model, not a curated record